UAUUUCAAUCAGAAGCCAGAGAAGUUGGCUAUGCUGAUAACAAAGUAUCAGAAUCGCAGUGGAUUCUGUCAUCGGGAUCUGUUUCGUCUAUGUCAUAUCCGUCCAUUGAUGUCGUUCCCGAAAGAACAUGCAUAUUGGCAGCAUCACAAAGAAUACGAUUUCAUACUCGCCUAUGUUGUUGGAGGUAUGUUGUGA
Molecule: messenger RNA, 195 nt
Organism: Anisakis simplex (herring worm)
Lineage: Eukaryota; Metazoa; Nematoda; Chromadorea; Rhabditida; Anisakidae
Source: the annotation of a GenBank genome assembly